Molecule: messenger RNA, 411 nt
Organism: Strongylus vulgaris
Lineage: Eukaryota; Metazoa; Nematoda; Chromadorea; Rhabditida; Strongylidae
Source: the annotation of a GenBank genome assembly
AUGGGCGUGAUUGUCCCAGUAAAGCAACAAGAAAGACUGGUGAAUGGUGUCCCAUGGCUUGUUGGCAGCUCUCUGGCGCUGGUUUAUUCAGCCAGUGCACAAUGGAGCCCAAUGGUUCAACAUCAACUCGUUAUCCUCAACUUCGAAACUCCAUUGUUCGACCGCUUCUCUUUCCCGUCUGGUCAUUCCUCGAGAGCUGCAAUGUUGGCGACAUUAUGUGUGGGAUUCUUCCCAAGAUACCGAUUCGCGGCCACUGGGUUAUCUGCUCUGGUCGCUUUUAGCAGAGUAGCUAUGGGACGCCACUACCUUAGCGAUGCUCUAGCAGGUCUAGGGCUAGGCCUAAUAGAGGGAGUAAUGGCUCUCGCCUUGCCUCGGUCGUUCUCUCGCUGGCUUUGCAAUGUGUUGCGAUGA